ACAUUUUUAUUUAAUUUAUUAGUAGGCUUUAUCUUGAGUGAUUUGGAAUCUAUUUUUCGUCUAAACUCGAGAUGGCUCUCCGUCUCUUCCCUGGUCGCUUGGGCUUUUGGGUGUUCACUUUCAAGAAAUCUUUCUUCUAUUCAGGCAGCUAGCAUAGGAAAGGCAACUCAUUACAAUCCAGUUUUUCAAUCUGACCUCUUCCCUGAUACCAGUGUCACUACUCUUAAAAAUAAUUUUAGGAUUGCAUCUGAAAAUUGGAAUACCCCUACUUGCACAGUUGGUGUUUGGGUAGAUGUGGGAAGCAAAUUUGAGACCGAUGCUAACAAUGGGGUGGCUCACUUCCUCGAGCAUAUGGCAUUCAAAGGAACCGAUAAAAGAAGUCAGCAAGGACUUGAACUUGAAGUUGAAAAUAAAGGUGCACAUUUGAAUGCCUAUACUUCUCGUGAAAUGACUGUAUAUUAUGCCAAAUGCUUUGUGAAAGACCUCCCAUGGGGUAAAACCGUUGAACUCCUUUCAGAUAUUUUAAAGCACAGCAAAUUUGAUCCGGCUCAAGUUAAUCGCGAGCGUGGAGUGAUCCUUAGAGAAAUGGAGGAAAUUGAUAGCAAUUACCAAGAGGUUGUAUUUGACUAUUUGCAUGGGACUGCUUACCAAGGCACUCCCCUUAGUCGUACAAUUUUGGGUCCUCCUGAUAAUGUCAAAAACAUGACACCAGAUAGCCUUAGAAAAUUCAUUAAAAGCCACUAUAAGGCCCCAAGAAUGGUAUUGGCCUCCGCGGGUGGUGUUGAUCACAAACAGCUUAGCGAUUUGGGGGAACAGUAUUUUGGAGAUAUCUCCAUGUCUUACGGUCCCGAUGAAGUCCCACCUGAUGAAACACACUGUCGUUUUACUGGAUCUGAACUUCGUGAAAGAGAUGAUGAAAUGCCACUCGUCCACGGCGCAAUUGCAUUUCAGGGCCCUGGCUGGGAAAAUCCAGAAACCUUGGAGCUUAUGGUUGCUAGCAGCUUGCAUGGCGCUUGGGAUCGCAGUUAUGGAGGUGGUUCCCACGUUGCCAGCAGUUUGGCUGCUGACUUUUUUAAGAGAGGCAACAUCCAUAGCUUCCAACACUUCUUCACUUGUUACCACCAGACGUCUUUAUGGUGA
Messenger RNA from Protopolystoma xenopodis, 1140 nucleotides. The record is from the annotation of a GenBank genome assembly. Lineage: Eukaryota; Metazoa; Platyhelminthes; Monogenea; Polystomatidea; Polystomatidae.